AUGAGUUGGAGUUUCCUGACUCGCCUGCUGGAAGAAAUCCACAACCAUUCCACAUUUGUGGGCAAGAUCUGGCUCACCGUCCUCAUUGUUUUCCGCAUUGUGCUGACGGCUGUAGGAGGUGAGUCCAUCUACUAUGACGAGCAGAGCAAGUUUGUCUGCAACACAGGCCAGCCGGGCUGUGAGAACAUCUGCUACGAUGCCUUUGCUCCACUCUCGCACGUCCGCUUCUGGGUCUUUCAGAUCAUCCUGGUGGCCACACCUUCACUCAUGUACCUCGGCUACGCUGUCCACAAAAUUGCUCGGGCAGACGAGCAGGCAGAGAGCGGAGGAGGAAGCGGCGUGUCCCGCAGAAAACCCAAGAAGCACUAUCUUAAAGGAAGAAAGCACAACAGGGGCAUCGAAGAGCCUGAGGAUGACCAAGAGAAAGACCCCAUGAUCUAUGAAAUGGCAAAGGUGGAGAGUGAUCGCAGCGGAGCCGCUAAAGGAGACCGUGGUGACGGACAAGCAGCAGUUAAAGUGCGCCAUGAUGGGCGCCAGCGUAUCAAAGAAGACGGCCUGAUGCGCAUUUAUGUCCUUCAGCUCUUGGCGCGCUCCGUGCUGGAGGUAGCGUUCUUGUGCGGGCAGUACGUCCUGUAUGGAUUCGCGGUGCCCUCCACCUACAUAUGCUCAACCCUGCCCUGCCCUCACAGUGUGGACUGCUUUGUGUCACGGCCCACUGAGAAAACUAUCUUUCUCCUCAUCAUGUACACGGUCUCCUUUCUCUGUCUGUUAGUCAAUAUUUGGGAGAUGCUUCACCUGGGCAUAGGUACCAUCUGUGAGAUUGUACGCUCCCGUCGGGUGCAGUUCUCUGACGACGAGCUGUACGGACUGACAAAGGGACCAGGCGCUCUUAACGAGACAGGACUGAGCGGAGAGGACUACAGCAGCUACCCUUUUUCAUGGAAUGCACCAUCAGCUCCACCAGGGUACAACAUCGCCAUCAAGCCUCUUUUGGUAUCUAAAGGGUCCCAUGACCAUCCUCUACCCAUUACCGAUCUCACUAACGCCAAGAUGGCGUGCCGACAGAAUCACGUGAACAUCGCCCAAGAGGAGCGUCAGCAGUACACCAAUAAUGAAGACAACUUGUGCAGAGCAGGGAUGGGAGACGCCCCCGGAGGCAGCCACAGAGACAUCCGCCAGCCUCAGAACAGGCUAGAGGCCGACAACCAGGCCCACAGCCAGCAGCAGAGCCACAGUAACAACCACAGCAGGCCUAACCGUGACCGUAAACACCGGCACGCCUCCAAACACACCCUGAGCAAGGCCGACCCAGACAGAGGCAACAGCAGCACCGGCAGCAGCUGCAAAUAUGGAGAGAUAAAGGGCUCAGAGUGGAUCUGA
Molecule: messenger RNA, 1380 nt
Organism: Scomber scombrus (Atlantic mackerel)
Lineage: Eukaryota; Metazoa; Chordata; Actinopteri; Scombriformes; Scombridae
Product: gap junction gamma-1 protein-like
Exons: 1
Coding region: 1-1380 (459 amino acids)
Biological process (GO): cell communication
Cellular component (GO): connexin complex
Source: RefSeq, a predicted model, not a curated record